GUUACACAUUCUCAUCAGGUAGACGAAGGUACAUGGAAAUUAAAAACGCAUCUCACAGGUGUUCUUGUCAACCGGAAACAAGAAGCCCAUGCGUUUCUUGAUUUAUGCGAGUACCCCCAUGAUUCUAAUUUGACCAUCAACGUCAUGUUGGAGACUUUGUUGCAUAUUAAAAGAUUGGUAAGUUUAGCCAAUGGACCACAAGUUGCCUUUACCCAGAGCCUAACAUUAGUGUGCAUAUUGUUUUUGCCCCUUACUACGUAAAAGAAAGAGAUUCCAUUUUGCCGUGCAUCUCUUUCGUAAUGAAUCACAGAGGACGUCACCAUGUGGUAAAUACAUAACACUCUCAGCUGCACCGUGUGCGCCACAUUGACUUUUUACUGCAUUUGGACGUUAUCAGCAAUAUAUUACUGAACAGGGUCACUGCAAAUUGGAUGAUGAAUUGACAAAAUUACAAUACAUAACAUUAGAGAAAGCUAAAAACUAUUAUAGUUCCAAAUAGAAUGUGUUGCAGUGUUUCGCCCAAUACCUCCUUGUUGAUCAUUUUUCAAUUCAUUUUUUCGUUACUCUUCCCCCUGUCCUUACCUCCAGAUGGACAACUAUUGGAGGGAGCACAAAAAUCGUUGUCUUAAGGUUUCUGAGUUUAUUGGUAGAGGGGAAAAUUUUUGCGAAGGUGAAUUUUCAAAUCAGGCAAAAUUGUCUUAUCUCUCAAUAAAUAAUUUCAGCCGUAGCUAGAGAUGAGUCCCAGCCUAAUAUCAUUUUUAAUUCAAUACAAAUUUUGAAAAUAAGUUCAACGAGGAUUAAAUAUUCCUCUUUUUGUCAGGACGUUCGUUACUACUUUAAGUCCUGGUUUACUGACCGUUGGUCUCUUUAACUUUGGUUGGCCUACUAUUUUGUUUCAUUUUAUGCCAGCGAUAUUACUCUCAGUAAUUGAAAUGACAACAACAUGUAACUAUGUAAGGAAAUUUGACUAUGAUUCAUUCAGAACUGGGAUUAACAAACUAAAUCACGUUUUACUUUUUGACAGAUCAAAAUAUCUUUCUUGGUGGUGGGUCAUACACAUGAAAACAUCGAUCAGAUGUUUUCAUGUGUAGCAAGAAGACUUGCCAAGAACGACGCCCAUACUUUAGAGGCACUGAAGGAACAGAUUAAAGUAUCGUAAACCCCUCCUGUGUUAGUGGAGGAAUUAUCAUCUUUGUUCGAGAUCAAAGCGUGGAUGGAGAACUCCAUUAACAGCAUAUCAGGCCACGUCCACCAACACGUUUUUAAAAUUCAAAACAACAACGGCAACUCCAAGCUGUUCUAUAAGAAGUGGUCCACCUCACCUGUCUGGCUGCCUGAUGGCGGAAUAAGUCUCAUCUCGACCAUACCAAGAGGAGUUCCUAAGCUUGUCAAACCGAACACUCUCGGUGGCAUGUCCAUUGACAAGCUUGAAAUGGACCUCCCAAAAUACGCCAUGAAAUUGAAAGACUCAGAAAUGGUAUGGUGGAGAGAAUUCAUAACCAGACAGAGGAAUCGCCAUCAGCAGCCAGACAGGACUAAAAAAUGGGACUUGGAUGCCCUGGAAAAUACUAUUUGCCAAGUUGCCACAGCGCAGUCUACUUCUUCUGUGGAGUUGAGUAGACUCGUAUCGAGAGAGGAAAGAGAAGUCGAGGUAACUAUAACCGCUAGACGAUAA
Pocillopora meandrina is the source of this 1675-nucleotide messenger RNA. Lineage: Eukaryota; Metazoa; Cnidaria; Anthozoa; Scleractinia; Pocilloporidae. The record is from the annotation of a GenBank genome assembly.